This is a messenger RNA of Drosophila bipectinata, 3534 nucleotides long. It is a transcript of the gene botv, whose product is annotated as exostosin like glycosyltransferase 3. Gene Ontology annotation, molecular function: glycosyltransferase activity. The record is from RefSeq and is a predicted model, not a curated record. Gene Ontology annotation, cellular component: membrane. Lineage: Eukaryota; Metazoa; Arthropoda; Insecta; Diptera; Drosophilidae.
CUCUAGCUGUAGAACAACAAGAAUCGCGUAAAUGUUAUUUUCGUGAAACCAAUACCAUAGAUCUGAUGCCAUGUCCCCGGCGUUAGACCUGGGCAACUCAGUAGAGGCCUACCACACCCUUGACAGCGGGAGCGUCAAAAGGGACACCUCGCCUAGCUCCUCGUCCACACCACCGGUCCGCCACGCAAUGGGGCAGCGAACGUCGUGGCUUCGGCAGUGUCGCCGCUACAAACUUGUUGCCCUGAUCCUAAUGCUCUUGUUUCUCGUAUCCUGCCUGGCAUAUAGGAUUCUGAGUACUGAGCAGGAUGCCCCUUCCUUGGAUGUGCACCGCAGUUCGCCUCUUCUGGAUGCCUAUGAAGACUUUACUGCUAUGCGAGCCGGAGAUCUCAAAAUGCGCAUUGAGGAGUUGGUUCGGAUCAAGAGCACCGUUUCGGUGGAGCUGCGAGAACUGGAGUCCCGUCGCCAGAAGCUGCAGUCGGACAUCAGCCAGUACAACCAAAAAAUCGAGGAGCUCAAACAGGAAUUGUUGCGGGAGCAAACCGAACUAGAGCGCCUUAAAAUCUCUGUGGAGCAGGCCCAAGUUGCCCAGCGGGAAGCAGUGCAACGAAAUACUCCCGAUCUUGCCUUACCACGCUCUCUACUGCCAAGCACUCUGCCUCGAAAGAUGAAUCCCAUUUCCUCGGGUAUGGCAGCCAGCUGCGAAAUGCACAACUGCUUCAAUCACUCUCGCUGUAGUUUGACGUCAGGUUUUCCUGUGUACCUCUACGACCCAGAUGAACACAGCGUACAAAAGCAUGGCUACGACAUCGACGGUUUUUUAAAGACCACCCUAAAGCAAACAUUGGGCUACAAUGCGCAUAUUGUAAGGGACCCCAAAAUGGCAUGCAUUUACCUGGUGCUUGUGGGUGAGGCUCUCCUGGAACAGGAUCUGUUAAGGAACAAUCGCUACGCGGCACAGGAAGCUGAGCAGCAGGUGCCCUCCACUCCAAGCCAUGCGAACGAAUGCCCUGUGGAUAUGGAGAAACUUUAUCGGCUGCCUUACUGGGGCGGCGAUGGACGAAACCAUGUGCUGCUCAAUCUGGCUCGGAGGGAUCUCUCUUCACAACGAACCAAUCCGCUUUAUAAACAGAAUACCAUGCGCGCCAUUGUGGUGCAGAGUGCCUUCGAACGGGAACAAUUCCGUCCUGGCUAUGAUAUCAUUGUGCCGCCAAUAUUGGGUCCUCCAGGGGGGGAUGUUUGGCAGGAGUGUGCUGGAAUGGUUCCCGCCAGGCGGAAGUACCUUCUCACCUUCCAGGGUGAGUUAAGACCAAAGCAAAAGACCUCAGGGAGGCUGGAUGAUUUUAUUAUCGAGCACCUCACGGAUAUGGCCAAGGGAGCUACCCAGGACCAGUUUGUGCUCCAGUUCCAGUGUAAUCCAGCCACGGAACAGCAGGAAGCGGACUCUGUGCCGGAUUGGACACUCUGUGGCUCAGACUCAUCCCGGAAACAACUGUUAAAGGACUCUACUUUUGUUUUAAUUCUGCCUCCUUUGAACGGAAGAGUCUCCUCGACGCUGAUGCUAGCUAGGAUGUACGAAGCUCUGCGUUCUGGAGCCAUACCAGUUAUUCUAGGAUCUGAUGAGCUACGCUUGCCCUAUGCUGAAACUCUGGACUGGAGGCGAGCUGCGCUUCUUUUGCCAAAAGCACGGAUUACGGAACUCCACUUCUUGUUACGCGCUGUUCAGGAUGCGGAUUUGCUUUUGCUGCGCCGCCAAGGACGGCUUAUCUGGGAGCGAUACCUCAGCUCGGUGCAGGCCACAGUGGAUACGGUUAUUGCUAGCCUGCGAGAUCGCUUGGGAAUCCCGCCCAGACCAGUGCCAUCAGUUCAGGCCCAGAGUGUUUUCAACAGCACUUUUAUUCCAUUGAAAUCAGAUCCCCCCGUGGGGUUAGAUACAGAACCAGAGGAGUCUCUGGGACCUAUCGAGCCGCCAUAUCCUAGCCCGGCCUUUCGACGAAACUACACUAUCCUGCGGAUGCAAGCCAAGGAAGCCUGGAACGAUUGGCUAGACCCGUUUUACCUCUACCCUCAGUUGCCCUUCGACCCCGCCCUGCCAUCUGAGGCCAAGUUUUUGGGCUCGCACACAGGCUUUCGACCUAUCGGAAAGGGACUUGGAGGCGCUGGCAAGGAAUUCGGGGAAGCAUUAGGCGGAAACUAUCCACGAGAGCAGUUUACGAUCGUGAUGUUAACCUACGAAAGGGAACAGGUGCUGAUGGAUUCGUUGGGCAGGUUGUACGGACUUCCCUACUUGCACAAAGUUGUCGUGGUGUGGAACUCCCCCAAGCCGCCAUUGGACGAUCUACGCUGGCCGGAUAUCGGAGUGCCUGUAGCUGUGCUUCGAGCUCCCAGAAACUCCCUGAACAACCGGUUCCUUCCCUUUGAUGUCAUUGAGACGGAGGCAGUUCUUUCCGUGGACGAUGAUGCCCAUUUGAGGCACGAUGAGAUUCUUUUUGGAUUCCGCGUAUGGCGCGAGCACCGUGACCGGGUCGUAGGCUUUCCUGGUCGCUACCAUGCGUGGGACUUAGGCAAUCCGAACGGCCAGUGGCACUACAACUCCAAUUACAGCUGCGAGCUAAGCAUGGUCCUAACGGGUGCUGCUUUCGUACACAAGUACUACCUGUACCUCUAUACCUAUCACCUGCCUCAGGCCAUUCGCGAUAAAGUGGAUGAGUACAUGAACUGCGAGGACAUUGCCAUGAACUUCCUCGUAUCGCAUAUCACGAGAAAGCCGCCGGUAAAAGUGACCUCAAGGUGGACCUUCCGCUGUCCGGGCUGCCCGGUUUCACUUAGCGAAGACGAUACUCACUUUCAGGAGCGGCACAAGUGCAUAAACUUUUUCAGCCGGGUGUUUGGCUACACGCCGCUACUGAACACCCAGUUCCGAGCGGACUCCAUCCUGUUCAAGACGCGCAUACCACACGACAAGCAAAAGUGCUUCAAGUACAUCUAGUCGUUCCAGUGAUCCCAUCCUAACACCUCUUUUUGAUUCCGACAACGGUGGCCACUCUCACUUACCUUACCGCCGUGGCCAUCAGCUGAAAUACUUUUUAGGGAUAAGCACAAAGUAAACUUAUUAGGCUAGAUCCGGGUUCACUUAAUUUUGUUUAAGCUAAGUCGAAAGAUGUCCGUGCAAUUUCUAUUUAAUUAUAUAUCUCAAUUUGUAUUAAUGUAAUUCUAUUGCCAUAAUCGAUUUAUUAAUGUGUUUGGCUAGCAUUUUGUGUCUUAUAGCUGUUGCUUAUUGUACUAUAUUGUUCAAAAGACAAUUUUUAAACCAAAAAAUGCUCUCAAACAAGAAAAUGUUAAAUUUAUAUAAAGAUAAGAAUUGAAAUUGGUGAACACCGGAACAAGUCCCUAUGUAUAUAGUUUAUUUUGACCUUAGUCCGACCCUGAUAAGCCCAGAGAACACUGCUCGCUAAAGUCUGAUCAGUUAAACCAUAUAUUUUUAAAGUCCAUCUACGAUUUAUGCAAUGACACUUUUUAAAGUGGAAUUAAAAAUAU